AUGUUCGGCCAACCUUUCUACAACAAUCCCUACCAAUCAGCGGGAUAUCGCUAUGCGCCGGCCCAACGGGCCUACCCACAAACGGAUCCUGAGUGGCUUCGCGCCCUCGCCGAUCAACGAACACGCCGACGUCAGUGGCUUCCUGACGAAGACGAUGAUAGCGAAGAGGAGUGGGAAUACAAUCAGCUAAGACCUCAGGAACGCCUCUACCUCGACGCGCGGAAGAGGCAGGAGGCGCUCGAGAGAAAGGAGAGGGAGGAACGCCUGGCCAGAGAACGAGCUCUUCAGGAGCUACAAGCGGCAAGGAGGAAUCAAGUGUUGGAGGAGCAUACGACACGCCAGGGUUUGAAACGCGAGGGGUCGACACAUUCUCAACGAUCCAAUGUUCAGCCUACGUCACGCACAACCUCCCCUUCCCCUCCACCUCGGACAGAGUACACAGAACGUCAUCACGAGGCUGCAUCACGGAUACAGCAUCAAUACCGCAUUCAUAAAUCCCUACGCUCCAUUCACGAUCUCGAAUCACAAUUUCAAACUCUCAAGAAGAACUUCGUUUUUCCCUCCUCGAUCGACUUGCAUUCCUCCAGCCAUCCGGAUGGUGUUCUGACGGUUCCUAUCGAACAGUCAUCGUCCGGAACGCAGAACGAUGUGUCCUCUGAAUCUGACGGGGAUUCAGAUGUACGGUUGGCGUAUACCGCUAGAAAUCAUGCUCUGCACGCGUACACGGAUUCAAUGGAUAAGCUCUUGAUGAAGUUGGAUGGAGUAGAGAGCUGGGGCGAUGCAAACGUCCGAAAGAGGAGGAGAGAUAUUGUGAAGACGAUUGAAAAGGAGGCCAGUAGCGUGGAACGGAAGUGGAUGAAUGCAUGGAAAUUGUACACUAAUAAUCGGAAAGAAUAG
Molecule: messenger RNA, 897 nt
Organism: Laccaria bicolor S238N-H82
Lineage: Eukaryota; Fungi; Basidiomycota; Agaricomycetes; Agaricales; Hydnangiaceae
Exons: 2
Coding region: 1-897 (298 amino acids)
Molecular function (GO): protein-folding chaperone binding
Source: RefSeq, a predicted model, not a curated record